UUGGUAAUAUUAAUGAUCCACCCUAAGCUCUUUUCAAUAGCGCGACAUCUGCAGGGAAAAUGUAUUGCAUGAAAAAUGUUCUAAACUGUCAACCAGACAAAUAUUAGAUUCUGAAAGUUUUUAGGUGUCUUGUGAAAUAUUAAAAAAAUAACAGCAUGGGAAACGCACCAGUCAAAGAAGUAGCACAAGCAGCUGCUACCAAUGUCAUUGGCGCAACACCUCAGCCGGCUGAGAAACCCAAGUGCAAGGCAUGCUGUGCUUGUCCAGAAACCAAAAAAGUUCGCGAUGCAUGCAUUGUGGAACGUGGUGAGGAGAAUUGCACCGAUUUAAUUGAGGCGCAUAAACAAUGUAUGAGAGCGCAGGGAUUCAAUAUAUAAACAAACCAGCCAAGCUUUCAAUUCGUGUAGAUGCACAUGUUAUUACUUAAUUUAUUUUUGUCCAACUAAAAGACAACGAGUCUAGUGCGGUACUUGAAUUAAUGCCCCUACGUUUGUUAAAUCGCUUUCUAUUUGUUACUAGUCUUAUUGCGUAAUCUGUAUAAAUAAUAUAAGGAAAUUGUUAUGAGCGCAAAUUGAAUUCAUUAAAUGAUGAAAAGUA
This is a messenger RNA of Zeugodacus cucurbitae (melon fly), 597 nucleotides long. It is a transcript of the gene Cox17, whose product is annotated as cytochrome c oxidase copper chaperone. Bases 156 to 377 code for a protein of 73 amino acids. The transcript has 3 exons. Gene Ontology annotation, cellular component: mitochondrial intermembrane space. The record is from RefSeq and is a predicted model, not a curated record. Gene Ontology annotation, biological process: mitochondrial respiratory chain complex IV assembly. Gene Ontology annotation, molecular function: copper ion binding; copper chaperone activity. Lineage: Eukaryota; Metazoa; Arthropoda; Insecta; Diptera; Tephritidae.